AUGUGCACCAGCGGCCAGAUCAUCGGGAGCCUCCUGGUGCUGUCCGUGCUGGAGAUAGGGCUGGGGGUGUCCAGCGUGGCCGUGGGGGCGGUCAGCUUCAGCCUGGCCCUCCGGCAGCACAAGCCGCAGCUCGGAGACUCGUCCCCGUUUCUUCUUUGUGGCAUAUGUGGAAUAUUGUGCGCCAAAAAAAAGUCUGGACUUAUCAUGAUCCUCUUUUCCGCCUGCUGCAUCUGUGGCCUCAUAGGGGGCAUCCUGAACUUCCAGUUCCUCCGGGCCGUGACCAGAAGGACCUCUUCCCUGUACCCGCUGCAUGUGGCCUCCAUGUCCCUGGCAUGCAUAGGGAUCGGGGGCUGCACCCUCUCCUCCUGGCUCACCUGUCGGCUGGCCAGCUAUGAACAGAGGAGGAUGUUCUCGGAGAGGGAGCACUCCCUGCACCACUCCCAUGAGAUGGCUGAGAAAAGAUUGAGGGCUAUUGAAAUAACCGACUUGCCCAGCUGCCCGGUGGUGCCCCCGACACCAGAGUUACCUACAAGGAAAUGA
This is a messenger RNA of Pipistrellus nathusii (Nathusius's pipistrelle), 540 nucleotides long. Lineage: Eukaryota; Metazoa; Chordata; Mammalia; Chiroptera; Vespertilionidae. The record is from the annotation of a GenBank genome assembly.